This is a messenger RNA of Closterium sp. NIES-65, 1905 nucleotides long. The record is from the annotation of a GenBank genome assembly. Lineage: Eukaryota; Viridiplantae; Streptophyta; Zygnematophyceae; Desmidiales; Closteriaceae.
AUGAUCGGGCGACUGGUUCCGACGGGGAGUUCUCACGGCACGGGAUCUUGCACGCUGGGAUUGCUCUCCGCCUCUCUCUCCGCGUCACGCGCGCACACAACAGAUCCCGCCAUGCUCGCGUGUAUCUUCCCGCCUCUCCCUGCUGCUUCCCCCCUUGCCACGCCCACUGCCUCCUCCUCCUCUCCCGCCGUCGCAUGCGCUUCGGCUCGAACUCCCUGCUUCAUCUCCUCUCCCUCCUCGUCUCUCCCACUCUACUCGCCUUACUCACCCUACCCAACCUACUCAUCUUACUCAUCUUCCUCGUCCUCCUCAUCCUCCUUUCCACCCACCUGCGCGUCCUUCACUUCCCCGUUUCUGCACCCGCGCCCCGCACCCUCCGGUCGCGCCUCCGCCGCUAGCAUCUCAACCCCACGCAGCGCCAGCGGAGCCGUCAGUCUAAGCGGUCAAUUGAGUGCCAGCUCAAACAGCAGCUCAACCGGCAGUUUAAACGGCAGUAGCUUAAGCGGCAGUCUAAGCAGCAGCCUGCAUGGCAGUGUAAGCGGCAGCGGAAGCUGGUCCCGUCACAGUAGAGAAGCAGCGCGUGGGGCAAGAAGGGGAAGCGGGGACGUGGGGGAUCGGCGGAGAGGAUUACCUGCUACCGCCGCGUCAGCUACAGCCUUAAUCUCCGCGGACGGGGGAGGCGGGGGCGGAGGCGGGGGAGGGGAAGGGGCAGGCGGGCGCUUGAAAGGCGGAGCAGCAGCAGCAGCUGUGGGGGGGAAUGGGAUAGGCGUGUCGUGGGCGUGGAGAGGAGGCGGGGGAGAGAUGAGCGGGGAGGGCGCGGAGGCGAGAGGCGGAGCGGCGGAUGGGGGAGUGGUGGGGCUGCUGCAGCAGCUGCCGCUGCGGAGGUUCCUCGUGUGGGCUUUAGUGGCCGGGCUUGUCAUCCAGUUACGAGAGUUCCUGGGGAUAAUGAUGGGCACAUACGUGCUCAGCGUGGUGGCGAAUGCAGCAGUGGAGGGAGCGCAGAGGGUGCUGCCAGCCAAGCGGCGCCUGCUAGUGGCGCUGCUCUAUGCCUUCGCCCUCGCCGCCCUCCUCGCCCUCGGCUUUGCCUACCUGCCCCCGCUAUACAACACCGCCACACAGCUAAUUCUGAACAUCCAGGGCGAGGAUGCAUACUCAUGGAUAGCCACGCGCAUGCGAGCAGAGUUCGGAGACACAUUCACGGAGCAGGGUGCGGGGGGCGUGGCGAUGGCAGCGCACCCGUCAGCGGCGCUGAGGCAGGUGUUCAAGAAGUAUGCCGGCAGCAUGCUCUCUCUGCUUGCCACCGCCUUUGCUGCCACUGGCCGCUUCCUGCUCAAGUCGCUUGUGAGUCUCAUUCUCUCGGCCAUGAUAGUGUGGGACCUGCCGUCCCUCGCCCGCGGCAUGCAGUCGCUGCAGACGUCCCGCUUCGCCCCCAUCUAUGACGAGCUCGCUCCCGUGGUGCUAACCUUUGGGCGUAUCUUCUGCCGGGCUCUCGAGGCGCAGAGUCUGAUAGCGGUGGUGAACACGGCGCUCACCUUCCUGGGCAUGAUGCUGCUCAACAUCCACGGCAUCCUCGUGCUCUCUGCGGUCGUCUUUGUCUUCUCCUUUGUUCCCGUCGCCGGGGUCGUCAUCUCCACCGUCCCCAUGGGCCUCGUCGCUCUCUCCGAGGGCGGGGUAGUGAAGGUGGUACUGGUGGUGCUGAUGGUAGUGCUCAUGCAUGCACUCGAAGCAUACAUCCUCAACCCUGCCAUCUACUCCGCCCAUCUGAAGCUCCACCCCAUCCUCACACUUGCAGUGCUGCUGGUAGCAGAGCACGCCAUGGGCGUGUGGGGCCUACUGGUCGCCGUACCCCUUACAAAACCUGAGGUGCAUGCACAUGCUGUCCUCCCCAUGCUCACCUCUCCGUAA